AUGCCCGAUAAAAUAUCGGACAGCGCGUGUCAGCUUGCGAAUUGUGCAAGAUGUAGAAACCCUGUCAAAACAGGUUCAAAAUGUUCGAAGUGUGGGGUGUUAUCACACAAUAGUUGCCUGAAAGCACUAAAAAAUGUGCAGUUCUUCAAAGAUGGCACAGUAAUUUGUUGUCAGGAGAAUGAAAAUUGCGCUCCAAUUGACAAAGAUAGUGAUUCUGUUUCGAUAAACGAUACGCAGAACGAAGCUGCUGAUAAAAUAACUAUCAAAUUCAUGGAACAACUCCUCAAGCAGAAAGAUUUGACGAUCACGAACCAGGAGAUAGCCAUUAAGUCUCUCACUGAACAGAUAGUACUUCUGAAAGAAAAAUUAUUAUAUGCGUCCAACAAAACCGAUCAACUGGCAUGGCCUCCAGUCUCAAAUCAAGUGCAGUCUAAAGAAAAAAGGGACAACCAGAAAAUCUCCUCUGGAAAUUCUACAGCUACAUCUUCAAAGAAACAGCAUAUCGCGAAGACUGAUCUAUCUAGUGCUGUACAUAAGGCAGAAACACAGCAGCUUUGCCAACAAAUAAUUGAUCUGGACAAGGGUCCUUCAACCUCAACUGACACAAAAAAUUCGAGACGUAUUCUCGUGGGCAAUAAAGGGGAUCCCACUGGUUGCCCUUUCAAGGCGUCUACCAAAAAUAUCAGAAAAUCUGACUUGCAUAAAAAUCUUCGAUAUUUCCAUGUCACAAAUCUAGACACAGAAACAGAUGAAACUGAGCUGUUGCACUAUCUGAAAAACUUUGCUCCCAAUGUACAAGUUGAAAAUCCAAUACCCAUAAAAAUGACUACAAGAAAUAAAAUAGAAGUAGCAGCUAUUGUGAAGGAAUCCAUAAACGAAUUCUUUCUUGACAAAGAAUUCAUCAGUCAAUUAACAAAAAAGAUAUCUGAGAGAAUAGAGCAAAAAAUAAGGAGACUUGAAGAAGAAGUAAAAACUCAAGGUAACAAAAUUAACAUAUUGGAACAAAAAGUGGAUAGUUUCCAACAACAAUUAGACGCUAUUCAUCAAAGAGCGAAGAUGAAUAACAUAUGCAUUUACGGGGUGGCCGAAGAAAAUAACGAAGACCUGCUGAACAAGGUUCUGGAUAUGAUAAAUUCCAAAACAAAUAUGACACUGAAUACCAACGACAUAAUGGAUGCUUACAGAGUAGGACAACCCCACGAAAUUCCAAACAAACCCAGGCCUACGAUAAUAAAAAUGGCUAGACCUCAACUAAAAUCUGAAAUAUUCAAAUGCGGUAGUAAAUUCAAAGGGUCCAAUAUUUAUAUCAAUGAAGACCUAACGAAGCUCAGAAGAUCCCUACUUAUGGAAGCAAAAUCUGUCUUUGGAGUCAAAAGUGUAUGGUCUUUCAAUGGACAAAUUUAUGCCACAAUUAAUGGAAAGAAAACCAAACUCAUUGGCAAGGAUGAUAUAACUAAAUACAGAAAUAUUUGA
Phaedon cochleariae (mustard beetle) is the source of this 1473-nucleotide messenger RNA. The record is from the annotation of a GenBank genome assembly. NCBI's taxonomy places the organism in Eukaryota, Metazoa, Arthropoda, Insecta, Coleoptera, Chrysomelidae.